Molecule: messenger RNA, 1209 nt
Organism: Paramecium sonneborni
Lineage: Eukaryota; Ciliophora; Oligohymenophorea; Peniculida; Parameciidae
Source: the annotation of a GenBank genome assembly
AUGAAAUUAUUAUUGUUUGUGUUAUUCGUAUACACUUAUGCAACAAGUGCACAAUAUAGAUAAGCAAUGGAAGAUGUAUGUAUUAAAAUGUACUUUAGCUUAAUGAUGAUAAUUUCGGAUAAACCCUUCUUGAAACAAUUCAAAUGCAUAUCUAAUCAGAUGAGCCUGUUGGUAAUUUGGUUAACAUGUUAUAAAAUCUAUAAUCAUAAGUAGAGAAAGUUUAAAAUAAAGCUGAUGAAUAACACAAGAGAAUAACUACAAAUUGCUAUAUUAAUCUAGGUUAAUUGAAUGAUCAAAUCAAUAAUUAUAAAAUCAAAUCUGUUACUUUAAAAUCAUACAUUGAAACUCUUAAUCCAAAUGUGAAGUAGAGUGUAGCAACAGUUGAAAGAAAAUAAAAAGAAAUAGUAUUUUAAAAUUUAAUAAAGAUAGAAUGACUAUAAAUCAGAAUUGACAUAAGCAGCUGAAAAGAGAGAGAAAGAGCAUGAAACUUAUACUACCAUUCUUGAUAACCUUGAGUAAGCCUUAUUUGGUUUCCAUUAAAUUAAAUUAGCAUUUAAUCAAUUUAUUGAUUCUGUAUAAAAAGGUUAACGUAAAUUUGAGUCAUUUGCUGAAAUGAAAUAAGUUUUAAAAUAAGUUAAACACACUUAUAAACUUGAAGGUUAUAAACAUUUUGUAUAAUUGCUAUAAUCUCUCUCAAAAUAGACAAGUGAAGAAGUAAUACAUUUGAUAUAAUUUAGGAAGCAUUAAAAUUAGCAAUUUAAUUAAGUGCAAUUUUAAAAUAAAUCGAGUCAUACAUUUAAACUGAAAGAACAAGAGAAGAUUAAGCAGAAUUAGCAAGAGAAACAGCAUAUUCUGAUUAUAAAGAUCAAAUAGCUGAUUUAUUUAAUGAAGCAUCAAGAUCUCUUACUGAAAUGACAGGUACCAUUUUUAAAUAAAAGAGGAAUGUUGGACAGUUAAUCUAAUGAAUUGAAAUAGAGUGAAAAUGAAAAAAAAGAAGUUGAUGUUAGAUUAUAAAAUAAAAUGAAAGAAUUUGACAACACCUAAGCUGAAUGUUCCAUUUUAGAUUAAGAAUAUUAAUAAUCAACUCGUUAAAGAACUUAACAAAGUAAACUACUUGAUUAAGCUAUAUUAUUAACGACAACUUCAUUAGGAUAAUUGAAAAGUGAUUUAUUAAAACAUGCUGAAGUAUAUUGAUAUAUUCAAACCAUG